Catharus ustulatus (Swainson's thrush) is the source of this 732-nucleotide messenger RNA. RefSeq names its product BARX homeobox 2 (gene BARX2). Gene Ontology annotation, biological process: regulation of DNA-templated transcription. The record is from RefSeq and is a predicted model, not a curated record. Lineage: Eukaryota; Metazoa; Chordata; Aves; Passeriformes; Turdidae. The transcript has 3 exons. The annotation marks the transcript as partial. Gene Ontology annotation, molecular function: DNA-binding transcription factor activity, RNA polymerase II-specific; DNA binding.
CCUUCAUCCCCCUCUGCUUCCUCCGUGGCAGGCUCCCCUUCUGUGCGAGCGUAUCCUGUGCUGUCCGUCAUCGCUCGGCAGCCGCCCGUGCUCCCGCAGCUGCUCCCGGCCGCGGGCGGCUCCCGGCUGCCAGCCCAGCCCUGCCCCGGGCCCGGCACACAGGGGUCCCCCGGAGAGCCCCAGGGCAGCAGCGAGUCGGAGGCAGAGCAGCCCCCACCCCGCUCAAAGAAGCCGCGCCGGAGCAGGACCAUCUUCACUGAGAUCCAGCUCAUGGGGCUAGAGAAGAAAUUCCAGAAGCAGAAGUACCUCUCCACCCCCGAUAGGCUUGACUUAGCCCAGUCCUUGGGGCUGACUCAGCUCCAGGUGAAGACAUGGUACCAAAACCGUAGGAUGAAGUGGAAGAAAAUGGUGUUGAAAGGUGGACAGGAAGCUCCAACGAAGCCCAAAGGCCGCCCAAAGAAAAACUCCAUUCCCACCUCAGAGGAGAUUGAAGCAGAAGAGAAAAUGAACAGCCAGGCUCAGAGUCAGGCUCAGGAGGGAUCUCAAGCCUCUGAGGAACCAAAACUAAGAGAAGAGAACCCAGAAGUCCUGUUGGAGACAGAGAAGUGUCCAGAACAUAUACCAGAGCCCUCCUCAGAGGAGACUACACCGUUAAGUUAAAAGGGAGAGAAAGGAGAGGAAAAGAAGAGCAAAAAAAAAGAGAAAAAUCAAAACCAAAUAUAUAUAUGUAUA